This is a messenger RNA of Bombyx mandarina (wild silkworm), 1035 nucleotides long. RefSeq names its product PIH1 domain-containing protein 1. The record is from RefSeq and is a predicted model, not a curated record. NCBI's taxonomy places the organism in Eukaryota, Metazoa, Arthropoda, Insecta, Lepidoptera, Bombycidae. Gene Ontology annotation, cellular component: R2TP complex; cytoplasm; ribonucleoprotein complex. Gene Ontology annotation, biological process: box C/D snoRNP assembly; rRNA processing.
CUGUUUAUCUGUCUAACUGUGGACGAAACUAAAAAUAGCUAAAAUUGAUGAAUUUAUUGUUUCCAUAACAACAAGUAAGCAAUAUGACGAAAAAUUCGAUAACCUUAGAUGUUGAUCCCACAAUUAUGGAGAAAAAUAUGAGGAUCGUAAAGGAAACUCCUGUGGAAGGAGAGCUGAAAAAAUUACUAUCCUCGGUAGAUACGGUACCUUCACGGCUUGUUAAACCAACGCCAGGUUUUUGCGUCAAGACAACGAGGAUUCCAGACAACAAGAAAGUAUUUGUAAAUAUAUGUCAAACUGACGCCAUACCAUGCCCUAGAGACAUUACAAAUGAUGAGUUAAUGUACAUAUUGAGCUCAGAGGAUCCCUCCAGCUACAGAGUGCCCAUGAGUAUUGGGGAAGGUCGGACUGAACAUGAUAAAUCAGGUGCACCGGCAACUGCUUACGAUGUGGCUGUCAAUCCAGAGUUCUUCAAGAAAAUUGAGAAAGAUGAACUUUUCCAAACAUUUUUUCUCACCGUUGUGUUUGAAGGAUUACAGGAUAAAUAUCAAUUUGAAAUAGAUAUGCAGAAGUUCACAAUAUUGAAGAAUAGGAAAUCCAUAGGAACAUUGCAAUCACAUAGGAUUCAGAUUCGAGAUAUACAACAAACAGAAAGUAAAAUCAAACCUCCACUUAUUGAGGAAAUUAAAGGCAAAGCAUUGUCAAGAAGUGAAGCAGCUCAUAGAAAGAAUGAAAUUGUGUUUAGACUUAGAAGAGAGCCACCAACAGGGGAAAUUGAGUAUUUGUUAGCAGAAUUUAAAAUACCAGCUUCAGUAGAGGUAAAAGAUUUGAAUUUAGAAGUUGGUGAAGAUAGACUUGUAUUAGAUUCAAAAGGAGUUUAUGAACCAGUAGACUUCUUUUUGCCAUGUAGUGUUGACCAAGAUAUUAUUGAUGCACAGCUAGACAGAAAUAUUGAUAUUCUCUCAGUGAAGAUGCCUGUAAUACAUUGAAAUGGUUAAAGUUAUGUUAUUUGAAUAAAAGUCUGAACUAAUUUGG